Molecule: messenger RNA, 249 nt
Organism: Dovyalis caffra
Lineage: Eukaryota; Viridiplantae; Streptophyta; Magnoliopsida; Malpighiales; Salicaceae
Source: the annotation of a GenBank genome assembly
AUGGAAGUGACCAACAGGUAUAUCACAAUAAAGAAUCACAUACAGGGUUCAGCAAAUGAGUCUGAUUUUGAGCUCAAGGUUGCAUCACUUGGACUACCAGUGGAGCAUGGUUCUGAUGAGAUUAUUCUGAAAAAUCUAUUUGCAUCCAUAGAUCCUUCCCAGAUUAACCGCAUGAAGAGUUACAGCUCCUCACAGGAAUCAGUAAAAUCUGCAGGUGGCAUCACUCCUGGUCAGGAUUUAGUGGACUAA